UUUGUUGAAUCAUUCCAAUUUCCGAAACUACACUAGUUGCAUUUUUUUUCCCUUUAAAAAGUUUAAACUACACAAAUCAAAUAUAAAAUACUUUUUGUAAUUUAAUCAAACGCAACCAUUAACUUGUCUUCAAAGACCAUUCACUAGAAGAAAGUUGCAUUCCAAUUUCAAUUUCAACCUCAAUUUCAAUUAGUGUAAAAACUGCCAAGUGUAGCUUUGAUCACUCCCAAAAUCAGAAAAAGUUCUAAUCUCUAAGCUUUGAUUCAAAUACACUACAAUUUCCUAAAAUUUUGUUUCAUUGUAACGGAUAGAUAAAUAACACCAACCAUACAUAUUAUAUCAUAUCAUAUCAAUUUCCAAAUUAUCAAUACCCAAAAACACCAUGGAAAUCACUCAAAUACUCCUUUCUAUCACCCUAUGUUUUAUCACUUUACUCUAUAUAAUCCAUAUUUUCUUCUUCAAAACCAAAACAACUGUUUUCAGCUUCAAAAAAUACCCAAUAUUGGGCACAAUACCAGAUUUCCUAUCCAACCGCCACCGUUUUCUAGAGUGGACUACACAUAUUUUGUCAUCUAUUCCUUCCCACACCGCUGUGUUCUACCGCCCCGUUGGCGGAACUCAUGGUGUGAUCACCGCGAACCCCGCCAACGUCGAGCACAUCCUCAAAACCCGCUUUGAGAACUACCCGAAAGGUCCCCGCUUUCUCUCCGUCCUCCACGAUUUUCUGGGGACAGGCAUUUUUAAUGCCGAUGGCCCCUUGUGGAGGUUGCAGCGCAAAACUGCGAGUUUUGCGUUCAGCAUGCGCACCCUGAGAAACUUCCUAUUAAAUGCGGUUCAGACUGAGAUAAUAUCUCGGCUGAACCCAAUAUUAGAAGAGGCUUGUGGUUUGAACCGGGUUUUGGACUUGCAAGAUGUUUUAGAAAGGUUUGCUUUUGAUAAUGUUUGUAAGUUAGCUUUUAAUGUUGACCCGGGUUGUUUGAACCGGUCCGGUUCAAGUGAGUCUGAGUUUAUGCGGGCUUUUAAUGAGGCUACGGAGCUUAGUUCGGGACGUUUUUUGUAUGGGCUUCCUAUGUUGUGGAAAAUAAAGAAACUUUUCAAAUAUGGGUCAGAGAAAAAGUUGAAGAAAUCAAUCAAGAACGUUCACGAGUUUGCUGAACAAAUCAUACGGUUAAGAAUAGAGGAAAAGAAGACUAAAAAAAAUGAUUAUGAAGAUUUAUUGUCUCGAUUUCUUGAUUGUAUAGAGGAAGAGGAUAUUAAUAGGUCAAGCUUGAGUUCAACUAAAUUCUUAAGGGAUGUUGUUAUAAGUGUUAUUUUAGCUGGAAAAGAUACUACGUCCACAGGUUUGAGUUGGUUAUUUUGGUUAUUGUCGCUAAAUCCGAAUGUUGUUGAGAAAAUUCGAGUUGAAAUUGAUAUGAUCCGUGUUCGAAGCAAGAAAAUGGUAGGAUUAACAUAUGACUAUGAGGAGUUGCAAGAGAUGCAUUAUUUACAUGCAGUGAUCUCUGAAUCGUUACGAUUAUAUCCACCAGUACCUGUAGAUACAAAGGCGUGUUUGAAAGAUGAUAUUUUACCGGAUGGGACGAGAGUUAAGAAUGGUUGGUUUGUUAUGUACCAUAUAUAUGCAAUGGGGCGGAUGGAGGAUAUUUGGGGGGAAGAUUGCUAUGAAUUUAAGCCUGAGAGGUGGUUGGAAAACAAGGUUUAUAAACCUAAUAGUCCAUUUAGGUACCCAAUUUUUCAUGCUGGGCCAAGGGUUUGUUUGGGUAAGGAAAUGGCUUAUAUCCAAAUGAAAUCUAUAGUGGCUAGUAUGGUAGAACAAUAUGAUGUGGAUGUGUUAGAAAAAGAGAAGCGUCCUGAUUAUUUGUUGUCAUUAACACUAAGGAUGAAGAAUGGUUUGUCAGUGAGAUUAAAGAAGAGAAUAGUCCACCAUAUGAAUGCUUAAAGAUGUAACUUACUAGUGAAUUCUCUUUGUACCUCAUUCCUGAAUUUAGUUGUAUAUAUACUUGAUUUAGACCUGUA
Molecule: messenger RNA, 2013 nt
Organism: Beta vulgaris subsp. vulgaris (sugar beet)
Lineage: Eukaryota; Viridiplantae; Streptophyta; Magnoliopsida; Caryophyllales; Amaranthaceae
Product: cytochrome P450 CYP94D108
Exons: 1
Coding region: 383-1936 (517 amino acids)
Molecular function (GO): iron ion binding; heme binding; monooxygenase activity
Source: RefSeq, a predicted model, not a curated record